Molecule: messenger RNA, 7296 nt
Organism: Choloepus didactylus (southern two-toed sloth)
Lineage: Eukaryota; Metazoa; Chordata; Mammalia; Pilosa; Megalonychidae
Gene: ITPKB
Product: inositol-trisphosphate 3-kinase B
Exons: 8
Coding region: 1712-4513 (933 amino acids)
Biological process (GO): inositol phosphate biosynthetic process
Cellular component (GO): cytoplasm; nucleus
Molecular function (GO): inositol tetrakisphosphate kinase activity; inositol-1,4,5-trisphosphate 3-kinase activity
Source: RefSeq, a predicted model, not a curated record
CUGAAGUAGCCCAGAGCAGACACUGACAGGGGUAGUAUCUUCACGGCCGAGAGAAGGGUGUGCAGGGCCUGUCCAGCGUCGUCACCGCGGGGAUCUCCCAGCGGAGGAGAUGCCCCCCUCUUUCGCACGCCUCUCUCUCAUGUUUUCUUUUGUCUUUCAUAGUUUGGUGAAUAAAUCAUUUCUGGAGCAUUUUUACUUUUAAAGUCAUCUCGUCCCUACGAGGCUGUGUCCCUGGACAAUGUAGUCUGCACAGAACCCGGGAAUCUCAAACACCGCAGGUAAGUUUGUCGGCGUUUUCAUGACUCGCCUCUGAACCCUCUUUCCUCACCUCUGUUCUGGAGCGAAAAUGGGCUUUCCGGGUUCUGAAAAAGCGGCGGGUUGAGGCGACCGGGAAGGGGGUUUUAUUUUGGAGGGUGACGUGGAGUAGAAGUAGGGGGAGAGGAGCGAGAGACGAAUAUUCCGCGUUUCUCCCGCCCGCCUUCCGGGCAGCUGGCUCCGCGCCGCCUCCCUCGGCGCGUUCCUGGCUUCCCCGACUCGGGCCGCCCAGCUGCUCCGCUGGCUUCGGGCUAGGCUGUCCGGGAUGCUGAGCAGCCCUGGACUCGGCCGCGCCGCCCCCCGGGGCUCAGAGCACCCGCCCCCGGGAGGUUUGCAGAGCCCCGGACCGCCGCAGGGCUGCAGCCACGCUCGGCCCGGAGAUUUUCCGAGUGCACACAGGUCCGGGAGUCCGCAGAGGCAGCGCGGAGAGCUGACUCGCUGAGCGCGCGCGCGCGCGCGUGCCCCCCACCCCCAAACUCCCCUACGCGGUGGGCAACGCGGGGCGGCGGUUACCCAUUCCGGUAGAAGGGAGAUGUAAAUUCUUGGCCCCGGGUGCUGCCAGGCGCGUGCCCGCAGUCACAAAACACACUUGUUUAGGGGCAGGCGAUCAGACUAGUAUUGAAAAAUGCUUCGGCUGCGGCCUCCCCGCCCGCCCAGGCAUUUGUAAGCUGAGGGACACAGCCCCAAGGCCAGGGUCAGGAAGGCAAAGCGCGGGCACGCAGGCGCCCUCCCAGACCCGGGUGCAGGCAGCAGCUCCGGGACGGCAGGUCCUGCUCAGGUUCCCUCCGAGUCAGUCCCUGAUGCCCCGAGUGGGUGGAGAAGGGUGACCCUCAAGUCCAGGGACGGGGGCUGCCUGAGAGUGGAGCCGCCCAGUUACCGGAGAUAACCAGUGUUUGCUCAUGGCCCAGGAGACAGUGAAUGAGGUGUCUCAUCCUCCGAGCGAUCGAAAUCAGCCGCUCUCCGCACACAGCACACUUAGGAAUCAAGUAGUUCUGCGUCGUUUCUCUGCCGGUCCUCGUGGGUUCGGAGACAAAUCUUAGCAUCUGGAAUUUCAAGGGACCUCAAAGUGCAUCACAACCUGGGGUGGGGGUAGAACACCCGGGAAAGGCAUACGCCCAACGUCCUGGCGACCGAGCCACCCGAGGAAUGUGUUCACGCUGAGCCGCACAAUCUUUCUAGCGGAUCGGAUCCGUGCGGUUGUUUAUGGAGUUCUGGGAGGGGGCUGAGCCCGCGGAACUGCCCCCAGUCCGCCUCCCAGGCCAUGCCGCCCCAUCAGCGCUCAGAGCCGUGGCCACCGGGCCUCCGGGGCUGACCCGGGAGCCGCGGGAGGAGGAGGCGCCCGCGCCGGAGCCGGAACGGGAGCCGCGGCGGCGAGCAGCGCGGCGGACCCAGUACUAUGGCUGUGUACUGCUAUGCACUCAACAGCCUGGUGAUCAUGAAUAGCACCAACCAGGUGAAGAGCGGCGGCGGCCCGGGCCCCAGCGGCAGUGAGACGCCCCCGCCCCCGGGAAGGACUGUGCUGAGCCCCGGCAGCGUUUUCAGCCCCGGGAGAGGGGCCUCUUUCCUCUUCCCCCCAGCCGAGUUGCUGUCGCCGGAGGAGCCCGGGAGCCCUGGGGGCUGGCGGAGUGGCCGGCGCAGGCUGAAUAGUAGCAGUGGCAGCGGCAGCGGCAGCGGCAGCAGCGUGGGCAGCCCGAGUUGGGCGGGUCGUCUGAGAGGAGACCGGCAGCAGGUAGUGACCGCCGGUACCCUCUCCCCGCCAGGGCCAGAGGAGGCCAAGAGGAAGCUGCGGAUCCUGCAGCGCGAGUUGCAGAACGUGCAGGUGAACCAGAAAGUGGGGAUGUUCGAGGCUCACAUCCAGGCGCAGAGCUCCGCCAUUCAAUCACCUCGAAGCCCGCGCCUGGGCAGGGCUCGCUCACCCUCCCCGUGCCCCCUUCGCAGCAGCAGUCAACCCCCUGGAAGGGUCCUGGCCCAUUGCGCCCGGAGCGAGGAACGGAGGACAAAGUCCUGGGGGGAACAAUGUCCAGAGACUUCAGACGUCGACUCCAAGAGGAGAGGAGGGUUGCCCAGCCUAUGCUCUUCGAAGGACAAGGAUGGAGUGGCACCUCUCCCUGGCCCAGCUGCCACGACAGGAUCAGUGGCUCAAGGUCCAGCAGCUGCAGGAAGGAUGGAGAAGGGGAUCCCUGCCAGUCACUCCUGUGGCUCUCCCACAGCUAUGGAAAAUGACAAGAGGGUCUUCCCUCUGUUGGGAGCCGGGAGUUGUCAGGCUCCCUCACUGGUGGGAGUUAGCUUAGCAAUGGCUACAGACGUGGCUGCUGCAGCCACCUCCACAGGGUUAUAUCGCCUGCACAUUCCUGCCUUGAGUGAGAGGUCUGGGAGGGUGGGGGAGCUUGUGGGUGCACAUCCCCCUGAGGCUCCAAUGGAGAGGCAGAGGCAGUCUGUGGGCAGUGACACAAGCCCAGCCCCAGAGAGGGGCAGGGCCCACCAUGGGGAGCCCCCUGGGAAGGUGGAGAAAGGAAAUCUGCCCUAUGGUAUGCUGGGCAAAAGGCUGGAGGAGAUGACUGUGAAUGUACAAAGCUUGGAACCCUCGAAGGCCCCAAGCUGCUCUGGGCAACCAAGACUCCUGUGCUCCAUAGGUCCCGAGGAGGCCCAUAGCGGGACUUUGGUGGUCCUGGGGCCUGGGCAUGACUCUGACAGAGGGGAGGAAGGAUCUCAGAUGCUUGGCUUGCUUGGGGACAGGCACAUAGCACAGCAGGGGACCAGGGAAGUGGAGGCAGGAAUUCCCUCUGGGGGAAUGCUGGAGCCUUUGACCUGCUGGAAAGUGGCAAAAGAUCUGAAAGAGCCUCAGCGCCUUCCUAGGGACAGGUUGGGUGUGCAGCUGGGUAGCUCCAGGGCUUGGCUGGGCCCCAUGGAGGAAGCUGGUCUGGCCUGGACUUGUGGCCUGGGCGAACAGUCAGAGGGGACUUGGAGCCAGCCACAGGACAGAGACGCCCACCACGGUCCAGAGCCGCUGACCCCGGAUCGGAAGGAAAAACCUUUCCUGAGGGAAACCUGCAGUCCUAGCAAUAUACCUGCUGUCAUCAUUACAGACAUGGGCACCCAGGAGGAUGGGGGCUUGGAGGAGGCACAGGGAAGCCCUCGGGGCAACCUGCCCCUGAGGAAACUGUCCUCUUCCUCCGCCUCCUCCACGGGUUUCUCCUCAUCCUAUGAGGACUCAGAGGAGGACAUCUCCAGUGACCCUGAGCGCACCCUGGACCCCAACUCGGCCUUCCUGCAUACUCUCGACCAGCAGAAACCCAGAGUGAGCAAAUCAUGGAGGAAAAUAAAGAACAUGGUGCACUGGUCUCCCUUUGUCAUGUCCUUCAAGAAGAAGUACCCCUGGAUCCAGCUGGCGGGACACGCAGGUAGCUUCAAAGCCGCUGCCAAUGGCAGGAUCCUGAAGAAGCACUGUGAAUCAGAGCAGCGCUGCCUGGACCGGCUGAUGACCGAUGUGCUGAAGCCCUUCGUGCCUGCCUACCACGGCGACGUGGUGAAGGACGGGGAGCGCUACAACCAGAUGGACGACCUGCUGGCUGACUUCGACUCGCCUUGCGUGAUGGACUGUAAGAUGGGCGUCAGGACCUACCUGGAGGAGGAGCUCACCAAGGCCCGCAAGAAGCCCAGCCUUCGGAAGGACAUGUACCAGAAGAUGAUCGAGGUGGACCCCGAGGCCCCAACAGAGGAAGAGAAUGCCCAGCGGGCUGUGACCAAGCCACGCUACAUGCAGUGGAGAGAGACCAUCAGCUCCACGGCCACCCUUGGGUUCAGGAUCGAGGGCAUCAAGAAAGAAGACGGCUCGGUAAACCGGGAUUUCAAGAAGACCAAAACGAGGGAGCAGGUCACCGAGGCCUUUAGAGAAUUCACUAAAGGAAACCUUAACAUCCUGAUUGCCUACCGGGACCGGCUGAAGGACAUUCGGGCCACCCUGGAAGUUUCUCCCUUCUUCAAGUGCCAUGAGGUCAUCGGCAGCUCCCUCCUCUUCAUCCACGAUAAGAAGGAACAGGCCAAGGUGUGGAUGAUUGACUUUGGGAAAACCACGCCCCUGCCCGAGGGUCAGACCCUGCAGCACGACACGCCCUGGCAGGAGGGGAACCGGGAGGACGGCUACCUCUCAGGGCUCAACAACCUCAUCGAGAUCCUCACGGAGAUGUCCCGGGGCUGAGAGCCGCCCCCUCCCGCCAGUGCCUGCCUCUCCCUCCCCUUUGCCCUCUUAGUUUUUCCUUCACUUCUUCCUGGGUUCAAGCCUCAGAACUGACCCUCCCGAACUGCACUACAAGACACUUUGUAGAAGAGGAGAAGAAAGGAGGUUUCCUGGUGAUUUUCCUAACUUAAGGCUUUGGGGGUGGGGUUUCCACUUCCCUUUGUAAAUAGGGUCACCUACUAGAAGAGAAAUGCCCAGCGCCUAGGCAGGGCUCCCUGUACAGGAGGUCAGUUGGGUUUAGAGCCUGGAGGGAGGCUUUGGUGGCUGCAGGGUCCCUGGCUGCAGAGGGGAACCUCUAACAACGUGGGAUCCCAGCAUCCAGGCGACCCCUAGGAAACGCAGGCGUGGCGGGUUUACCUGUGGGCUCCUGCUGCCGCCUGGUGUCCGGUGCCGUGAGUGCACCACUGCCCAAGCACAGUCCCGUUUGUGCCGGGCAGGGGCUCUCAGAGCCCCCGGGUUACAACAGGUUCCUGUUGCCUGGCCGGGAAGCCAGACUUUCUGAUAGUUGGGGCACAAAACCACUGGGGAACUAUAUGUUGGUGGGAAUAAAGUGCCCUCUGUCUAGCUGCCCAAGGGAUCCCAGAGACAACUUGACCUCUCUAGGGUGGCUAAAGCAGGGACCCCACCCCCAACCCAGGCUAGGGACAGGCCCAGGGGCCAGGGCAGGCCAGAGCGAUCUUGGCUGUGUUCCCUGACCAGGCCUUCCCAGAAGGGGGCAGGCAGGAAUACUCCCACGGCUUCUGAGGGACUCUACCAGCCCCCGCUUCCCUGGCCCCAGAGGAGGAUGGCUCUUCUCGUACCCCUUCACCCUCCCUGGCCUCUCUUGGUGCUUGCCGGCACACGUGGGGUCCUUUCCUGGGGUCCCAAGACCCCAGCAGUUAAACAGCGAGGACGUUAGGCCAGUUUAGGGCAGUGAGGAAGCAGGGCUUCGGCUUUUUGGCACCCUUUUUUCCCUGAAAUAAGUCUUAGAGCCUGGGGGAAUUAGGCCCAUGUUAACCAACUGGGUGUGGCUGCCAGCAGGGGAUUCCAGGCCCUUCUUCCUAGAGUCUCCAUUUUGCUUGAAGAUUUGUGGGAAACCAAGUAAUGUUAGACCUUAUUUUAAUGGUAAAGCAAGUAAGUCUUUAUUAGUAAGGAGAAUGUAAAAUUCGUGUGACUGUUUAAGGAGAAAAACUCCCCUCAAAGCAUCCCCUCACUCUCCUUGGCUGUGAGUCCUGCAGGGGUGCAGGGGCCGAGACGCUCUCACUGGGUGCCACCCGGCAGGGGCCGUGGCUCAGUGGCGAGCUGCUGGUGCAUACCGAGGUGUGUGCACUGGAGGGAGGGACCCCUGGGCCGCCCUCUUGCCACCCCAGGGUCUUGGGGGCAGCUAUCGAUCUGCCCCCGUGCGUGACACACGUUCCCUCUGUCACGCUGGGCGAGUGACAGUUGGUGGGGGUGGAGGGUGGGCCAAUGAGGAUGUAUAAGUGCAGCUUUUAAAAAAGGAAAUCACUUUUUAAACUUCCUGGUUCUUGUUCAAAAUAGUGGUGAGCUCCUGCGUGGGCCGACUUGCCAAAGGUCACACCCCAGCCUCAGCUGAGCAGAGAGACUCAUGAGGGCAUGUGAUCCUGGAAGGAAGGAGGCCUGGGGGCCCCAGAGCUCCAAAGCCAGCUCCCUGUCUCCAGAAGUUAGAAGGGACUGACCCUGGAGGUCUGUGGUUCAGCUGAACUGCUAGGAAGGACCAUCAUUAAUUCAGAUGUAGAGAUUCUACAACAACAGGCUGGUCAAAUGCCACCUUCAUUGUAUCGAUGAGAAAAGUUUGCUAAAGCAAAUUAGUGGUGUGAACAAAAAUUACCGGGGACCAGCUUAACCGACUUAAAAGAACAAACUUGCCAAGCACUUUAAGCGAGCACCAGUUGUUUGCGAUGUGCUGUAUGUAAAUAAUUAGUUGAUUAAAGGAGGCCCAUGGGGGCUUCUUAUUGGGUCAUAUAAUGUAUGUGAAAGUGGUAUAAAACGGCAUCAUUUUAGGGUUAUUCUAUUAUUUAGGGUUUUUUGUAUUUACCGUGCUAGUUCUCCUACCCUUUCACAUCUACUCUGUCUCUAACCCCUUCUGCCUUUUUCCUCCCACCCCUUCCCCUGCCAUGUGGCCCUUCCCCCUUGUCACGGUGGGGCAGGUGGACCCUGGAAUGGAAUUUACCAGCAGCCGCCCCGCCCUGGUCCAGCAGGGACCCCUGGGUUCCUGGCUGUGUGGGUACCGGGAGGUGGGCCCUCAGUACUAAUGUCUCUGCACUGCUUGGCUUAGCGUUUGCAGGUUUCCUCAACUGCUUUUCCCAGACUUGCCUUUAGUGUCAUGUAAGAAGUUUUUAAGUUAUAUUUAUUUUGUUGGUUUUUAAAAAUUGCACAAAACACUAAGACUGAAAGGCUGGAUUUUGUUUUUCCUUUGAAGCUUUGCCUUCUUUCUGAACUUCCUUUCCCUACUUGGUGGAAAGAGCUCAGAAGCAGCCCUGGCCCCCAAGAUGGACUGCUUCCUCCUCUAGUUGUAUUUAGCUUCGAGUUUCUCUGGAUUUGGCUAAUCCUCGUGUGCAGAAGCAGGUUGUUUAUAUCCCCCAUCGGUGCCCCUGUUUUCUGGAGGCUCUCCUUUCCCUCUGCACCCCUCUCCCCCACGGGACCUUGGAGAAAACUGAACUGUUACAUAUGCCCCACGCACAGUGCUGCCAGACGGACUGUAAAUGCUCUGUACCCUCCAAAAUAAAGGCCUUUGGAAACCACGG